UAAGAACGGCAUCGAGGCCGCGCGUUGACAAUUUGACCUUCUCGACUCGCAUCCGUCGCUCAGUUAAUUGCCCUUGUGAACUUUAAUUGAUUGAAGAGAUGUUUCCGUGAACCUCCAAACGGCCUCUGGUCAACCUAGUCGAGGUCGGUCGCUGGUCUCGGAGAGCUCUGAUAUGGAUAACUCACCUGCAGUGCUCAAUGGAGCAGCGGACAACUCGGAACUGCCCAUGGCUCAAGUUAAAAGGAUAAUGCACAGUAGAGGCGUCACGUCAAAUGCGGAAAGCAGCUUUCUGGUCGCCCGUGCUGCGGAGAUGUUCUUGGAUGCGCUUGUGGCGCGCGCCGGCGGCGCCAUGGCAGCGGGGGGCGAGGCGGAGCUCCGAUACGAUCACGUGGCCGACGGCGUCCAGACCUGGGCGCCAGGGAGCCGCCUGCUGUCAGACGCGGUACCGAAGCGCGUGCAUGCCGGGCAGCUGCGACGGGACCCGCGCUUCAACGGCCGCACGCCGUGGGUGCUGCCGCCGCCAGCCGGGCAGCAGCAGCAGCCUCAUCAGGAGCACACGGCGGUGGCGGCGGCGGCACAACGAGGCCCGGCGGCGGCCGCAGCGGUGGCGCAGCCGAUGGGUGUGCCCCAGGGCGUGCCUCUGGGUGUGCCUCAAGCGUCCGCGCCAGGGAUGGCGCAUGCGCACGUGCCGCAUCUGCCCAUACACGCAGCUGCCAUGCAGCAGCAGCAGCAGUCGCACAACCAUGUUGGCCCGGCGCAGGUACCGCAAGCGGUGUUGCCACCGCCGCAGCAGCAUCAGCACCAACACCAACAACAGCAACAGCAGCAGCAACAGCAACAGCAGCAAGCCGCUUUCGCGCAGCACCUGCAGCAACAGAUGCUCAUGCAGCAGCAAGUACUACUGCAGCAGCAGCAGCAGCAGGCGCAGGCACAGCAGCAAGCGCUUGCGCAGCAGCAGGCGCAGCAGCAACAACAACAGCAACAGGAGGCCGCUGCGGCGGCGGCGGCGGCGGCGGCGGUGGCAGCCGCGACGGCGGCGCAGCAGCAGGCUGUGAGCUCUGUAGCGACCGUGUCGCAAGCUGUUGCGGGUAUGGUGCCGGGCGGCGUGCCGGCGCCGCAGGACCCGCACCAGCAACAUCAACAACAAGCCGCAGCCCUGGCCAUGCAGCAUCAGCUUAUGCUACAGCUGCAGCACCAGCAGCAAAUGCAGAUGACGUUGAUGUUUCAACAACAGCUACAGCAGCAGCAGCAACAACAGCAGCAGCAACAGCAGCAUAUGAUGAUGAUAGGGGCAGGUCAGCAUCCCUACUUCCUCGGCGGCGCGGCGGCGGCGGCGGCGAGUGCUGGCGGCGGCUUCGGCGGGGGCUCUGUGAUGGGCAUGCCGGCACAGGGCGGGCAGUGAUGGAUAGCCGGUGCCGCCAGCCGCUGUGGCCCACGAAUUAUGGACGUCGUGCAAAGCAGGUUGUGGCUGUUUAUUCUAUGUUUGGGGCCACUGUGGCCAGCCAGAGGAUUAUCCCGUGUUACGUCUCCGUGAAAAGGCAUGUGUGGUGGGCGUUAAAAUCUAGGCCGUUAAGCCUCGCGGCAUUCCAGCUGCCAGGGUAGCAUUGGGGCUAAUUGGGACUUCGGGGGCGGGGAGAUUGGGCAUUGGAGAGCGGCACGAAUGAGCUUGCAUUGUAGCAUAGUAGACCUGCUAGGCAUCAAGGAAGUAACGAGACGCUCUGGAAAGCACACGCUGUGCCCUACAGCAAAGGUUGGGGGCAGUGGGGCGCAGGGUGCGGUGCUGGCAGCGUAGUCACAGCAAGGUCGGCGACUGGGGUGUGUGGCGGGUACGGAGUCAGUUGCGGCGGCCAACCCCAAUGUGGCAAACCGAUGCACGCUUGGCCACCCACUUUGCGUUGGGCGUUUGGAGUGCCAUUCUGCGCCGCUGCAAAGCUGCUGAACGGAGCAGCCGAGGCCGUGUUGUAUGUUUAGGGAGGGUGGAGCCAUUCGGCAGGCAGGCGAUACGUGGUAGGGACUGCGGUUUUCUCGGCGAAACCUGCCUGAUCUGUGGUGAAUUCUGGCAUCGUGGCAUUCGAGAGGUGUUGUGAGACCCUCUGCUUCGCCCAUGUAAUAUUAGAGCUUGCACGGGCAUAACACAUUAACACCCCCGCGACGGAUCAUGGGCACGCCGGCACAGGCACAGUCCAAGGACAGGCGAGGAGUUGACAAGUGGCUGUGACACGUGUGCAAGGGCGCAUGUCCGGCAACUCGGUACCCCGCCGAUUGACUUUCUGUUUGGUCCCUGGAGCCUGGUGUAGCAGUCAUUGCCGGUAAAAGUCUAACUUGCUCGCUAAGGGACUUCCGUGGGUAGGUAGGAGCCCUGUGGCCUGUGGGAGGUGUACCGCCCACACCUGGAGGCGGACCAAGGCGCGUAGCUGAAGCAGGCUGGAGGGGAUGAGGGGCGGAGGGCACGGGGAGACAGGAGGACCACACACAGGCGUCUUGAGCCGUACCGGAGUGGCGGAGUGGGAAAUGCACGGCUUGCUGCUGAGUGCUGACUAGUGCUGUGCCGGUGCUGGCAUGCUGUGCGCGUAUCCAGUGGGGUAAAUGUCUGCAAUCUGAUUCG
This is a messenger RNA of Chlamydomonas reinhardtii, 2605 nucleotides long. RefSeq lists its product as uncharacterized. Gene Ontology annotation, molecular function: protein heterodimerization activity. The record is from RefSeq and is a predicted model, not a curated record. Bases 173 to 1402 code for a protein of 409 amino acids. NCBI's taxonomy places the organism in Eukaryota, Viridiplantae, Chlorophyta, Chlorophyceae, Chlamydomonadales, Chlamydomonadaceae. The transcript has 4 exons.